AUGUCUCCUUCAACGCUGGAUGCAGCUGAAGUCCAAUGGCAAACUCAACUUGCUGCUAUGAAAAAUGCUUUGGCAGAGUUGAAUUUGCCUCCCAAAUCUUCAAACAGCGAAGCUAAAUCAUAUGAUAUUGAUAUUGAUGUCGAUUUCGACGAUGAUGACGAAUUUACUUCUGGAAAUAGCGGAGAUGAUGUCUGGGAUUUCAUCAGUGAUGAUGAUGAGGAUAUGUACGUCAGUGAUAUCAACGACGAAUUCCCUAGUCUUUCGGACUCCGCUGGUGCAGGCACCUAUGGACCUCAGUGGUUGAAGAGCAAAUGUAUGGAAAUUGCUCAGAGGAAGCAGGGACUUUCAGGGAACGACCUCCAGGAACAAAUCUUGGCAAUCUUGGCUUCUGAUAGUGGAGAGGAAGAGCUUCAGUCUACUUUGAUUGACAUGAUCGGUUUUGAUGACAUCGAUUUCGCUAUUGAAGUUAUUUCUCAUAGGAAAGAUAUCAACUCUGCCUCACGUUCCGCGGGGCCUAGGGAUGAUGGUAUUUUUACUGGGAAGUUACAGACGAGAAGGGAGCGAGAAGCAGCUUUAAGACAAAGGGAUUAUGAGCAUAAGCAUGCUACGUUAGGACCUGCACUAAACCGAGACGAAGAGAGAUAUCCUCAUGUGUAUAAAUCGCAUCAUGCCGGUAAUAUCCUGGAUGCGAGAGGGAAAAAGUAUGCUCUACCAAUGGGUAGUGAGAGAACGGAACACGAGAGAUACUCAGAGUAUACUAUUCCUGCUGGGAAAGUUGGAACGCUGGGUGUAGGUCGAAGACUAAUCGAAAUCUCCGAGAUGGACAAUCUUUGCAAGAAAACUUUCAAGGGUUACAAGACCCUUAAUCGCAUGCAGAGCUUGGUAUAUCCAGUGGCAUACAAAACCAGCGAGAAUAUGUUGAUUUGUGCUCCCACUGGUGCUGGUAAAACCGAUGCAGCAAUGCUUACGAUACUUCACGCUAUUGGAAUGAACCUGUCGCCACACCCAUCAGAGGUUCCUGAAUGCUCCGAUUUCGUGGUCAAUUUUGAGGACUUCAAAAUCGUUUAUGUUGCCCCAAUGAAAGCCUUGGCAGCCGAAAUCACACAAAAGCUAGGUAGUCGUCUAGCUUGGCUUGGUAUACAGGUUCGCGAAUUUACUGGCGAUAUGCAUCUUACGAAGAAAGAAAUUGUUCAAACCCAAAUCAUCGUCACAACUCCUGAAAAAUGGGAUGUAGUCACUCGAAAAGGCACUGGCGAUACAGAAUUGGUUCAGAAGGUUCGACUUUUGAUUAUCGAUGAAGUCCAUAUGCUUCAUGACGAUAGAGGCUCUGUCCUGGAAUCUUUGGUUGCACGUACUGAACGUCAAGUUGAGAGCACCCAAUCUCUCAUUCGUAUUGUGGGACUCUCUGCUACUCUUCCUAAUUAUAUCGAUGUGGCCGACUUCCUUAAAGUCAAUCGUUAUGCAGGUCUAUUCUACUUCGACGCCAGCUUCAGACCUGUACCUCUUGAGCAGCAUUUUAUUGGUGUCAAAGGAAAGGCUGGAACCCGACAGUCUCGAGAGAACAUCGAUACAACCGCUUUCGAAAAAGUUCGAGACAUGUUGGAACAAAAUCAUCAAGUCAUGGUAUUCGUUCAUUCCAGGAAGGAUACCUUCAAUACUGCUAAGAUGCUGUUUGAAAAAGCUAUAGAGCAAGUUUGUGUGGACUUGUUCGAUCCUUCUAAUCAUCCUCAAUACGAAGCAGCUGUAAAGGAUAUGAAGAGUUCACGGGGUCGUGAACUUAGGGAGUUACUACCGAAGGGUAUCGGUAUUCAUCAUGCAGGUAUGGCUCGUUCGGACAGAAACCUAAUGGAGAGGUUGUUUGGAAGUGGUGUCCUCAAAGUUCUUUGUUGUACUGCUACAUUGGCAUGGGGUGUCAAUCUGCCAGCGGCGGCAGUAGUCAUCAAAGGUACACAAGUUUACAGUGCCCAAGAAGGUAAAUUUGUUGACCUAGGUAUAUUGGACGUCCUCCAGAUCUUUGGUCGUGCUGGUAGACCACAGUUUCAGGACACUGGUAUUGGUAUGAUCUGCACGACAGCAGAUAAGCUUGAUCAUUAUCUCCAAGCUGUCACCUCGCAAGUUCCUAUCGAGUCUCGAUUCUCCAAGCAUCUUGUUGACAAUUUGAAUGCCGAGAUCGGUUUGGGAACAGUUACAUCAAUUCCCGAAGCAGUCACAUGGCUUGGAUACUCCUAUUUGUUUGUUCGAAUGAAGAGGGAUCCUCUGACUUAUGGUAUUGAUUGGGCUGAGGCUCGCGAUGAUCCGAACUUGGUACAACGUCGACGACAACUCUGCAUUCAAGCAGCCAAGACACUUCAACAAAGUCAAAUGAUCAUCUUCAAUGAAACCACCGAAGAGCUAAGAAGUAAGGACGUUGGACGUAUUGCUAGUCAAUUUUAUGUCCUGCACACCAGUAUUCAGAUAUUUAACACCAUGAUGCAACCUCAAUCAUCCGAAGCCGAUGUUCUCACUAUGAUUGCUAUGAGUGGAGAGUUUGAUCAGAUUCAAUCAAGAGAUAGCGAGUCAAAAGAACUGACCAGUUUGAGAGAGGACUUUUCUCCGUGUCAAGUGAAAGGUGGAACUGAUUCUUCACAUGCCAAGACGAAUAUUCUCUUGCAAUCUUACAUAUCUCGAGCGCACCUUGAGGACUUUGCUCUGGCCAAUGACACAAACUAUGUUGCUCAGCAAUCUGCUAGAAUAUGUCGUGCGUUAUUUAUGAUAGCCCUCAAUCGUCGUUGGGGCCAUCAAUGUCUCGUGCUUCUCUCGCUAUGCAAGUCAAUUGAGAAGAGAAUUUGGCCAUUUCAGCAUCCCCUUCAUCAAUUCGAGCUAGCCAAGCCAAUCCUAAAUCAGCUUGAUGCCAAGGAAAAUCUUUCUAUUGAAACUCUCAAAGACAUGGACGCAGCCGAAAUUGGUGCCAUGGUACACAAUCCUGGUGCUGGAAGGACGAUCUCAAAGAUUCUCGACAAUUUUCCCACACUCAGCGUUGAAGCCGAGAUCGCGCCUCUGAAUAGAGAUGUAUUGAGAAUUCGUCUUUACCUUACGCCCGAAUUCAAAUGGAACGAUCGUCAUAAUGGUACAUCGGAAAGUUAUUGGAUCUGGGUUGAGAACUCCGAAACCUCUGAAAUAUACCAUCAUGAGUUCUUCAUUCUCAAUCGAAAGAAGUUACAUGACGACCACGAGCUCAGCUUCACUAUACCAUUAUCAGACCCACUCCCUACACAAAUAUAUGUGAGAGCUGUUUCUGAUAGAUGGCUAGGUGCAGAAACGGUGUACCCGAUUUCGUUCCAACAUUUAAUCAGACCUGACACCGAGAGUGUUUAUACCGAUCUUUUAAACCUCCAACCUUUGCCCAUCACUGCUCUCAAGAACCCAGCUUUGGAGGAAAUCUACGGCAAGCGUUUCCAAUUUUUCAAUCCCAUGCAGACACAGAUCUUUCAUACGCUCUAUCACACGCCAGCAAAUGUUCUUCUUGGGUCACCGACAGGUUCUGGAAAAACCAUUGCUUGUGAAUUGGCUAUGUGGUGGGCAUUCAGAGAGAAACCUGGUUCUAAAAUUGUCUACAUCGCUCCCAUGAAAGCACUGGUGCGUGAGCGAGUUAAGGAUUGGGGAGCUCGCUUAACUAGACAAAUGGGCUUAAAGCUGGUUGAAUUGACUGGUGACAAUACGCCUGAUACACGGACCAUUCGAGAUGCGGACAUCAUUAUUACUACUCCAGAAAAGUGGGAUGGUAUUAGUCGUUCGUGGACCACACGAGGUUAUGUAAGACAAGUUAGUUUGGUUAUCAUCGAUGAAAUCCAUCUGCUUGGUGGAGAUCGUGGUCCUAUUUUGGAGAUCAUUGUCUCUCGUAUGAAUUACAUUGCAACUCAGACCAAUAGCUCGGUCAGACUUAUGGGCAUGUCGACUGCAUGCGCCAACGCUAUGGACUUAGGGAACUGGCUUGGCGUCAAGGAAGGUCUGUUCAAUUUCAGACAUUCCGUCCGACCUGUUCCAUUGGAGAUUUUCAUCGAUGGAUUCCCAGAAGUUCGAGGCUUUAGUCCUCUAAUGCAGUCUAUGAAUAGACCGACUUUCUUGGCCAUUAAGACCCACAGUCCAGAUAAACCAGUUAUUGUCUUUGUUGCUUCUCGAAGACAAACACGCUUGACAGCUAAAGAUUUGAUUAACUUCUGUGGCAUGGAGGAUAACCCUCGUCGAUUCGUCAAGAUGUCUGAGGAAGACCUCCAAUUGAAUCUUGCCCGAGUCAAAGAUGAUGCUUUGAAAGAAGCUUUAAGUUUUGGCAUCGGCCUGCAUCAUGCAGGUUUGGUGGAAUCCGAUCGUUCCCUUGCCGAAGAACUAUUUGCCAAUAACAAGAUUCAAAUCCUCGUCGCAACAUCCACUUUAGCAUGGGGUGUUAAUCUUCCAGCUCAUCUAGUUGUCGUGAAGGGUACUCAGUUCUUCGAUGCCAAGAUUGAAGGAUAUAAAGACAUGGACUUGACGGAUGUUCUACAAAUGUUGGGUCGUGCUGGACGUCCUCAAUUCGAUACUUCAGGAAUUGCUCGUAUCUUCACUCAAGAUUCCAAGAAAGCAUUCUACAAACAUUUCCUACAUACAGGUUUUCCAGUCGAAUCAUCUCUCCACAACGUCCUAGACAACCAUCUUGGCGCCGAAGUAUCCGCAGAAACAAUCACCACCAAACAAGACGCUUUAGACUAUCUAACCUGGACUUUCUUCUUCCGUCGUCUUCACAAAAACCCCUCAUAUUACGGCCUCGAAAUCUCGGCUGAAGAACACAAUACCAUCACCGCUCAACAAAUGGCCAAUGACUACAUGAUUUCUAUGGUUGACAAAUCGUUGGCCGAACUCGCCGAAUCUAAAUGUCUCGAGAUCUAUCCUAACGGCAAUAUCGAUUCUACCCCCCUCGGAAAAAUCAUGUCCUACUAUUACCUAUCCCACAAAACCAUUCGUCACCUCGUUACCCACGCUAAACCCAACGCCUCGUUCCGCGAUGUGCUUUCUUGGAUGUCCUCAGCAACCGAAUACGAUGAGCUCCCGGUCCGCCACAACGAAGAUCUCAUCAAUAUCGAACUCUCCAAGAACUUGCCUCUCCCAGCAGACGCAGCACAUUUCAACGGUCUUCCCAUGUGGGAUCCUCACGUGAAAGCUUUCCUGCUACUCCAAGCUCAUAUGAGUAGAAUCGACCUACCUAUCUCCGAUUACGUAGGUGAUCAAACCAGUGUUCUCGAUCAAGCCAUCCGUAUUAUACAAGCUAGUAUCGAUGUUCUCACCGAGUUAGGAUAUCUCUCAAGUGUCAUCCAAAUGAUCACCCUACUUCAAUGUAUCAAAUCAGCCCGUUGGCCCGAAGACCACGCAUUAUCUAUCUUCCCCGGUAUCCCCGCCGAUUUCAACCCUACGUUUGACUCGAGUGGUAAACAAGAUAUUAUACCCAGCUCCCUCCAACAAUUCUCAGCACUACCUCAACACGCCUAUCAAAAUCUUAAGAAUGCUCUACAAAUACCCGUCAGAACCUUGCAGGCAUUUGAAAAAGCAGCAAAUAUGAUACCGAAUUUGAGAAUCGAGGUGCAGAAUGUUACGGCAUUGAAAAUGGAUGUUAUGAUCAGGAGAAUCAAUGGCUUAGUCGAUAAAGAGGGGAAAAUGUACGCGCCCAGAUUUCCAAAGAGUCAGAAUGAGGGGUGGUUUGUGCUUUUGUGUAAAAAGGGUAGUGAUGAAGUGGCUGCCAUUAAACGCGUGGGAUGGAGUGCUCCGAAGGGUAAAAAUGCUGGAAAUGGUGGGAAUGGAGGUGAAGAGGGGAAAGCAAGUAAUGCAAUAAUAGGCAUAGGUGUUAAACCACAAGCAAGAGCAACACUUAAAUUUCCGGGGACGGAACAGGGUGAGGAGGGUAAUAUACAGGAUGGCAGGGUGUACGAUGUGUGGGUUGUUAGUGAUGGGUAUAGGGGGGUUUGUUUUAAGGUUGAGGGGGUACAGGUGCCGGAUGUUAUGAGGGUUGAUGUUGGGGAUGAGGGGAAGGGGAAGGGGAAGGGGGUGGGAGAGGGAGAAGGGAAAUAG
This is a messenger RNA of Sclerotinia borealis F-4128, 6072 nucleotides long. NCBI's taxonomy places the organism in Eukaryota, Fungi, Ascomycota, Leotiomycetes, Helotiales, Sclerotiniaceae. The record is from the annotation of a GenBank genome assembly.